GUAUUAAACACACAAUAAAUACGAGUCUUAUAUAAAACUAAACGCAAUGUUUGUAAUCACUUAUUAUUUGUUAUGUUUUGCCAUUCAUUGUAAUCAUUGAUUAAAAUCACAAAAAAAACUUAUUAUUAUUUAAUCUAUUAAUUGGUCACCGAUUUUGUUGGCCACCACUGGACGCGCGUCUAUAAUAGACAUGAAUUUAGAGUCACUGCAGUCGUCGCUGGAAGCGUCUCAUGUGUUGUCGCCGCCGAUGGACACGACGGCCAUCGACUCGACACCGUUGUUGACCGACUGUGUGACCACUGAUGAAGAUUUCGAAGACAUGCUAUCGUCGAUUGGUUGCACAGAUCUCUGGACGGACACUAUGGAUGUCCUAAACACUAACGGUAUGCAAUUGAAUGACUCGUUGGUCAACUCAUCCAAACUGAACAUUUCCGACGGCUAUUUGUUUGACAAUUCGUACGACAUUUUGAAUGACAUUUCAUUCAACGAUAUUUCACCGAAAUCUUCGUCACCCGAUUCGCUGGCAUCGGUGGUCAAUACGACAAUUGCACCGCAACAGCCUAUGGAUACAAAGCCUCCGAUACAAACAUUUGAUACACUGAUGAACACCAGUGGUCUGACAUUGAAGAGUAUGCUUCAGAGCAACCAAAAGAUUCAAUUAGUUCGGCCAACGAUUGUUCAGAAACAACAACAACAACUUACACAACCAAUACAAGUAAUACAACAACCGAUAACAACAACAACAAUAGCGCAGACAGCGCUCAAAGUACAGCCACAUCCAGUGACUCAACCGUUGAAUGUGUCGACAACGGCAGCCACUACGGCGGCAGCGGUUCCCGUAAGUUUCACGGAUCUGAUGACCAUUAUUCGCGAACAACAGGAACAGAAACAACAGUUAUUAAUGCAACAGAAAGUCCAACAGAUUCUCAUCGAACAUUUGCAGACAAAUCUUCAGCCAAACAAACCAAUUAUAACCACAAAUGUUAGCACAGCUUUCAAAACGACACCGACAACAGUGGCGCCAACUUCUCUUACAGUUACUGUCGCUAAUCCGACGGCAACUUUGUUGACAACAACUCCCCUUAUUCUUCAACAGCAACCACAACAACAACAGCAGCCACAGAAAGAAGUUGUGGACAAAAUACCGAUUCAACGAUUGUCUACAAACAACAGUACAUUUGGAACCGUUUCGUCGACUGUUAAACGCGAAACACAGUCACCAAUGAGCACAACCAGUGAGUCGUCGUCAAAGAAUAGCAAAAAUGGUAUUAAUAUUAUUAAUAGUAAUAAUAUUAAUAAUUUUGGUAACGGAGCCGUUCCCGAAAAGAGGUCGGCACACAAUGCCAUCGAACGGCGCUAUCGGUCAUCGAUUAAUGAUAAGAUAACUGAAUUGAAGAACAUGAUUGUCGGCAAUGACGCUAAACUGAACAAAUCAGCAGUUCUUCGCAAAGUCAUUGAUUACAUUCAUUAUCUGCAGAACGCGAACGCAAAGCUCAAACAGGAAAACAUUCAGUUGAAGCUGAAGAAUGGUAACACUAACAGUGAUUCCAAUUCGCCAUCGAAGCCCAACUCGCCAGCCAUGACACCGCCCAUCUCUGAUUGUUCAUCAGCGCCGUCAUCGCCAGAUCAGAGCUCUCAGUCUAGUUCGUCACUAUUCUAUGCCAGCGAUGGCUCACGAAUGGUCCUCUGUAUAGUUGUUUUGGCUGUUCUGACAUUCAAUCCAAUAUCGCUUCUCAUGUCUACAUCCGAUGCAGUUUUCAACUACGAAUCCGGUCCCGAAGGUCACGGAAGAUCUAUUCUGAAUUUUUUCGGCUCCGAAGAUAAUACAUCGUGGAAGUACUGGUUCGGCAGUAGUUUGUCGACAGCGUUGAUAUGGAUAUUCAAUGCAUAUAUUUGUUUUUUGUUUCUCAAGAAAGCAUUAAAAAACAAUAGUUACGGAACUGUUAACAACAGCAACAACAACGGUGGCGGCAAAAAUCAUCAAAAGUAUGGCCACUACUUGAUUCAGGCAAACGCUGACAUGAAAUCUGGAAAAGUAAAAUCUGCGAAAAACAACUAUCAAUUGGCGCUCUUCGAGAUCACUGGUAGUCAUUUGCCACCAAAGACAUUGAUGACUAAAAUAGUGGCCCUUUUGUGGCAAUUGGUCAGGUAUUGGCUGAACAUGACUUAUGUAGGAAUCUGGUUGUCCAAUAAAGACGAAGACAAUCAGCAGACACUAUCGAAAUCGAUUUGUUUUAUUCACUGUAAACUCAAUUCGUUGGACUUAAUCGAAAACGAAGGCAAACCAUCGCUGAUCGGUUACAUUCACUCAUUGACUGCACUGAACGAGUCGUUUCUGAUCGCACCGAAGUUUGGCUAUCAAUCCAUUUGCUAUCUAAUGACAGCACUUCGCUUCAAGAGUCAGUCCAAUUUGAUGGCCAGAUAUUUCUUACAUAAAUCGGCUAAAACUCGAAACGACUCGUUCGAUACCUUUCUAUUGAAACCAAUUGGUAAACGAUUUUUCAACAAAUCACACAUCAAAUGGGACUAUUCGGUGGACAAGAAUUCAAUGUUUACGAAAACUGAGUUUAUUUCCAAAGAUUCAAUUUUAUUAUUAUCGGUAAAAUUUAGAAGAUAUCUGAUUAAGAAAUGUAUUCUUACGCUAAUGAAUCCGCGAAAUGGUUCCAACAAAGAUCCCUACCAUUUGAAUGAUAGCCCGAAGAAGACCGAAACGAUUACAAUUAAAGAUGUUAUUCAAGAAUUGAUUGGAAAUUCCAAACAAUAUGGCGACGAAGUUUCAUAUUUUUGGAGUCAAGUUAUCAAAUUGGCGUUCAGUUGGCUGACCAACGAUGACGAAGCAGUCAAACAAACACAUCUUGAAGUACCCGAACAAAUGAAAAACAAUUCGCUGGUUAUUUCGCUGCUAUUGAUAUCGAAAUUAAGAAAAUAUAUAACCAAUAAAAAACCGAAAGACACAAAAUUGAUCCGAAAUUUGUUGGACAGAUCCAGUUAUGAAUUGUGGCGCUCGAUAGAGACCGAUCAAAACGCCCGAAUCGGUCCGAUUCAAGAUGAAUGUCAUCAACAAGUGUUCGAAGCGUUUGAAUUGCUUUGUUGUGAUUGGAUUUUGUGGACAAGAGUUAAAUUAUGGGAAAUCAAUGUCAACAACCAGAACGAUGGCAACAAUUUGCGACACAUUAAGGGCUUUCGCAAAGAUUUGUCGACAUUACGCUAUUUAGUCGAAUCGAUUCCCAGCGCAAAAUCCAAACUAUACUUCUAUGAGGGCUCCUAUCGACUCAUUUGUGGCUCGAAUCCGCUGGAAAGUCAACUGCUCUUCGAGCGAACACUACGUAAACGACGUCUGAAUGUUCAGCCAAAGAUCAUCUGCAAUACAAACGAAGAAAACAAUAUACCAUCGCUUAGCGAUCAGCACGACUUUGCCGGUGCACUGACACUGAGCGCCAAGUAUUUGCCAUCGCAUUGCUUCUCGUGUCCGGCGGAACGGGAGGGCUAUCUUCGGGAAGCCAACAGUAUAUGCGAUCGUUUCCGCAGAAAACCUGACGACGUUAUCAUGUAAUGGAAAAAUUACGAACUGUUUUGUUAUUAAUAGCAAUUGUAAAUAACUGUAUAAAAUUAAAAAUCACAAUUUAUUUACUCAUUUACACACUUCACUACUACUACUAUCUGUUUAUCGUAAUUAUUA
Oppia nitens is the source of this 3679-nucleotide messenger RNA. RefSeq names its product sterol regulatory element-binding protein 2-like (gene SREBP). The coding region runs from base 191 to 3553 and encodes 1120 amino acids. Gene Ontology annotation, cellular component: nucleus. The transcript has a single exon. Gene Ontology annotation, biological process: regulation of transcription by RNA polymerase II. Gene Ontology annotation, molecular function: protein dimerization activity; RNA polymerase II cis-regulatory region sequence-specific DNA binding; DNA-binding transcription factor activity, RNA polymerase II-specific. The record is from RefSeq and is a predicted model, not a curated record. Lineage: Eukaryota; Metazoa; Arthropoda; Arachnida; Sarcoptiformes; Oppiidae.